Protobothrops mucrosquamatus (brown spotted pit viper) is the source of this 1303-nucleotide messenger RNA. It is a transcript of the gene TNS2, whose product is annotated as tensin 2. The transcript is spliced from 16 exons. The annotation marks the transcript as partial. Gene Ontology annotation, molecular function: protein tyrosine phosphatase activity. The record is from RefSeq and is a predicted model, not a curated record. Gene Ontology annotation, biological process: peptidyl-tyrosine dephosphorylation. Lineage: Eukaryota; Metazoa; Chordata; Lepidosauria; Squamata; Viperidae.
AUGAAGCCCCGGAGCACGGUGGAGACGCUCCUGAGAGCCCUGGGGAGAAGAGAAAGUGCCCGAAUACCAAGUAGCUGCCGGCCUGGGAAGGUGUCGGAGCCUCACAACUUCAAAGAGAAGGUUUUUAAGAAGAAGAAAAAGGCAUGUAUAGUCUGCAAGGAAUCCAUAGAAGCCCAAGGGCUUGUGUGCAGAGUGUGCAAAAUGGCAAGCCAUAAAAAAUGUGAAGCCAAGGUGCCAUCUUCCUGCCAGCCCCUCCCUCCGAGUGAACUGAGACGGAAUACAGCCCCAGUCCGGCGCAUUGAACAUUUGGGCUCCACCAAAUCCCUCAACACUGCAAAGCAACGGAACACAUUGCCCAGAAGCUUCAGUCUGGACCACGUAAUGGAGCGCAAGUAUGAUUUUGACCUCAUCUACAUCACCGAACGUAUCAUCUCUGUGUCUUUUCCUCCUGCUUUGGAGGAACAACGUUACCGCAGCAAUCUCCGAGAGGUGGCGCAAAUGUUAAAAUCCAAGCAUGAGGACAAGUAUCUGCUCCUCAACUUGUCAGAGAAACGCCAUGACAUCAUCCGGUUGAACCCCAAGGUGCAAGAUUUUGGCUGGCCAGAUCUGCAUGCUCCACCUCUGGACAAAAUUUGUUCCAUCUGCAAAGCCAUGGAGACCUGGCUAAAUUCAGACCCUCAGCACGUGGCUGUCCUUCACUGCAAGGGCAACAAGGGCAAGACGGGUGUGAUCGUAGCCUCUUACAUGUACUACAGCAAAAUCUCUGCAAGUGCAGACCAGGCCCUCAGCACACUAACCAUGCGCAAGUUCUGUGAAGACAAAGUAGCUGCCUCCCUCCAACCAUCGCAGAAGAGGUAUAUUCAUUAUUUCAGUGGGCUUCUCUCAGGCACCAUCAAGAUGAACAGCAAUACACUUUUUCUGCAUCAUGUUCUGCUCCCAGCCAUUCCGACUUUUGAAAGUGGAGGAGGUUAUCAACCUUUCCUAAAGAUCUACCAGUCCAUGCAAUUGGUCUAUACCUCUGGGAUCUAUAGCCUCCAUGGGGCCAGUGGAACUCAGAAGAUCUGUAUCACCUUAGAGCCAGCCUUGCUCUUGAAGGGAGAUGUCAUGGUGAAAUGCUACCAUAAGCAGCUGCAGGGAGGAGAGCGAGAUGUUGUGUUUCGGGUCCAGUUUCACACUUGUACCAUCCACAGCACCCAACUCUGGUUCAGCAAAGAUGAGUUGGAUGAAGCCUGGAGAGAUGAAAGAUUUCCCUUUGAAGCAAGUGUGGAAUUUGUCUUCUCUUCUAGUCCAGAGAAAAUUAAAG